AGAAGCGCAAGCGGCGGCGGGAGCUGGCGGUGCCGCCGACUGACCGCGUCACUGCAGCCUUCCUCUGUCUUUGGGAAAAGAACGUGUCGGACGAAUUGUGUCGUCCCAUCAAGACCCGAGAGGAUGAAAGUCAUUACCUGCGAAAUAGCCUGGCACAACAAGGAGCCGGUGUACAGCCUGGACUUCCAGCAUGGCACCGCCGGGAGGAUCCACAGACUGGCGUCCGCCGGUGUAGACACGGCCGUUAGGAUCUGGAAGGUGGAGAAAGGACCCGAUGGAAAGGCCAUUGUUGAAUUUUUGUCCAAUCUUGCUCGCCAUACCAAAGCUGUCAAUGUUGUGCGUUUUUCUCCAAAUGGGGAAAUUUUAGCAUCAGGAGGAGACGAUGCCGUCAUUCUGUUGUGGAAGGUGAAUGAUAAUAAGGAGCCGGAACAGGUUGCUUUUCAGGAUGAGGACGAAGCCCAGCUGAACAAGGAGAACUGGACUGUUGUAAAAACCCUGAGGGGCCACUUGGAAGAUGUAUACGAUAUUUGCUGGGCAACUGACGGGAAUCUAAUGGCUUCUGCCUCCGUGGAUAACACAGCCAUCAUCUGGGAUGUCAGUAAAGGACAGAAGAUCUCCAUCUUUAAUGAACAUAAAAGUUAUGUCCAAGGAGUAACCUGGGACCCCUUGGGUCAGUAUGUUGCCACCCUGAGCUGUGACAGGACCCUCAGGGUAUACAGCACCCAGAAGAAACGCGUGGCUUUUAACGUCUCAAAGAUGCUGUCUGGAAUCGGGGCCGAAGGAGAGGCCAGAAGUUACCGGAUGUUUCACGACGACAGCAUGAAGUCAUUCUUCCGUAGACUUAGUUUUACCCCUGAUGGAUCUUUGCUCCUCACACCAGCUGGAUGUGUGGAGUCUGGCGAAAAUGUAACAAAUACUACUUAUGUUUUCUCCAGGAAGAAUCUUAAAAGGCCUGUUGCUCACCUUCCCUGUCCUGGCAAAGCGACGCUCGCGGUUCGCUGCUGUCCUGUCUACUUUGAGUUGAGGCCGGUGGUGGAAACAGACAGAGCAUCACAGGAGCUGGGCACGGAGCUGGUGCAGCUGCCCUACCGCCUGGUGUUCGCCGUGGCUUCUGAAGACUCGGUGCUUUUGUACGACACUCAGCAGCCAUUCCCUUUCGGUUAUGUAUCUAACAUACACUACCACACCCUGAGUGACGUCUCCUGGUCCAGCGACGGGGCCUUCCUGGCCAUUUCCUCCACGGAUGGCUACUGUUCGUUUGUGACGUUUGAGAAGGAUGAACUUGGAAUACCUUUGAAAGAGAAGCCCGUCUUAAGCAUGAGAACUCCUGAUACAGCAAAGAAGACGAAGAGUCAGUCAUACCAGGGGUCUUCGCCAGGCCCCCGGCUGGUGGAGGGGACCCCCAGCAGCCCCUGCACACCCCCGCCUCAGGCCAGACCGCCUCCAGCCCCGACGGCGCCUGCGGAGGAGAAGGCGGCCCUGCAGCCCAGCAUGCAGAAUCCCAAAGCGCCCCCGUCCCGGAGGGUCACUCUGAACACACUGCAGGCCUGGAGCAAGACGACGCCCCGGAGGAUAAACUUAAUGCCUUUAAAGACAGAGACUCCACCGAAUUCUGUACCAACCAGUAUAAUCUCCACCCCUUCUGCAGAAGAAAUUCAAUCAGGGAUGCCCGGGGACCCUCAGGACAGUCCUCCGGAGCCCAAGCGGCCUCGGCUUGGUGAACACAAAGGAAGUUCCCAAGGUCUGGACCCUUGAGGAGACCGGUCUGCUGCUCGAAGGCUGCCAGGUCCGGGGGUCCCGUGCGCAGAGAGGGCGGCUAGGCCGGGGACGCUGGACACCAAUGGCCUUAGGCGGAGCCUGACGGACACUCGUGAAUUGUUUACUGUAACAGAAGAUACUCACGCACAGUCUUUCUCCAGCACUGUGUUUGCACUUGUAGUCAAGGUCCAUGCUUACCGCAGAGCGGUGAACAUGGUCAUAGACCGGAUCGUCCUUUUGAGGAGUUUCUGAAGCUGGGGCAGUUUGGCAUCGUCUCGUGUGGAGCGGGGGAUUUCCGCCUACGGGGAAAGUGCAGACACUUUGCGAGUAGACCCCUUCCCAGAGCUGCAGUGAGAGAGGAGAAAGUUAUUUGAGAAGGUUUAUUCGUUGAUGUUACCUUCCGAAUAGUUGAUUUUUAGGAGUUAGUUUCCUUUCUGAUUUUAAAGGUAAUAAAAAUGCUCCUGCUGGAAAGUUAGCGAGAAUAAAGUAGGAAAAACGGCCCGAGAUGGGGCUCAGCUACCCUCUUCCUGCUGGAAAGAACCGUGUUACUGUGGGCAUAUUUAUUUCCUUUUUGGGUUUUUUGUUGUUUUUUUAAGGGAGAGAGUGGAGAUUUCACUUUAGAUAGAGUUUGGUCUCCAACAGGUUAACUUCUUAGAUCGAUGUUUGAGAGUAAAAGAGCUUUUCCUGAGCA
Messenger RNA from Hyaena hyaena (striped hyena), 2449 nucleotides. RefSeq names its product chromatin assembly factor 1 subunit B (gene CHAF1B). Gene Ontology annotation, molecular function: protein binding. The transcript is spliced from 14 exons. The record is from RefSeq and is a predicted model, not a curated record. Lineage: Eukaryota; Metazoa; Chordata; Mammalia; Carnivora; Hyaenidae. The coding region runs from base 124 to 1755 and encodes 543 amino acids. Gene Ontology annotation, biological process: nucleosome assembly; DNA replication-dependent chromatin assembly. Gene Ontology annotation, cellular component: nucleus; CAF-1 complex.